AUCGCGGCGGGACUCGCGUCUGCCGACGUCCCGAUCUCCGUGCAGUACGACGCCACCUACGCGCUGCCCGAGGCUCGCGGCUUCCCGUGCUCCGGUGACGGCGCGGCGCCUGUGGGCCAGACGUGCCCCCAGGCGGGCGACGUUGCCGUCGGCGACUGCUACCCGUACCUGCCGUCCUUCAACGGAACCGACUGCGUGGCCCCCGUGGACGCCGAGUGCGUCUACGUGACGGGAGACACGUGGGGCUGUGCGUUCCCCACGACG
Molecule: messenger RNA, 264 nt
Organism: Phytophthora sojae
Lineage: Eukaryota; Oomycota; Peronosporomycetes; Peronosporales; Peronosporaceae
Exons: 1
Source: RefSeq, a predicted model, not a curated record